UACUAAAACUUUAUGGUAUGUGAUUUGAUUGGCAUAUCUUAAUGGAAAUUUAUUAUUAAUCAAAAAGUGAAAAUAAGAUACUAAAAAACUUUUAUUUCAUAAUUUUAAUUCGUAAGUUAUAUAUUAUUUUCAUUUAUUUUAAUCUUGAUUAAACAAGUUUAUGAGCAUAUAUUAAUCGAUUUCAUCAAUGGGAUCAGAAGAUCGAGACCGCCGACGAUACAGAUCGCGUUCUAAAGAGAGGUCAUCAAGAAAUGGCGAAAGUAGGUCUGCGAGAAAUGGAAACAAUGGUAGCAGUCGGAGCAACCGUGAUGAACGUAAGAGGGACCGCGAUAGAGACGGGGAUAGACGACGCGAUGAAAAGAGAAGGAGGCGUACAAGAUCGAGGUCUUUAUCUAGGGAUUAUGAACGAGAAAGAGAACGCGACAGAGCUGACAGAAGGCAAAUAGAAAGAGAACAGCGCGAUUAUAGAGAUAGAGAACGUGAAAAAGAAUGGGAGAAAGAAAGAGAAAGGGAUCGUGAGCGAGAGAGAGAGCGUGAACGUGAACGUGAAAGAGAACGCGAACGUGAACGGGAUCGAGAUCGAGAUCGUGAUUCGGGAUCAAGACGUGUAGCUUCUCCUCCGGUUAUUAUUAAGGAGUCUAGCAGUUCUUCUUCUGAGGAGGAAAUCGAUAAAGAGGAAGAACAACGCCGUUUAGAAUUAGAAAUGAUCAAAAGAAGAGAACGAAUCGAACGUUGGAGAGCAGAAAGAAAGCUUAAAGAAUUAGAAUCCAAUAAAAAAGAUUUAAAAAGUUUGAUUCCACCUUCGGCUGCCACAGCUAAAAAAUGGAGUUUGGAAGAUGAAUCUGAAGAGGAAGAUAAUGCUACAAAUGAUAUCAGAAAAGAGGCCGAAUCACCUCCCCCAUCUAAAUUUUUGAGCAUCAAAGAAAUAAAAGAAGAGGAUGAAGAAGAGAAAUAUAAAAAAGAUAAACCAAAGCCAAAGGAAAUCGCAAUAAUUGUUGAAGAAAAAAUUGAAACGAAAGAAGAGGAUGAUGAUAUUGAUCCCUUAGAUGCAUAUAUGCAGGAGGUUGAUAAAGAAGUGCGUAAGGUAAAUAAUUUUAUAAGUCAACCUAAGAAGCAACAAGGAGUAGUUAUCUUAACUGGUGUUGCUAAAAAAACGACGAAAACUAUCAAUAAAGGUGAAUUAAUAGAACAGAAUAUGGAUAGCUUGGAGUAUUCUAGCGAAGAAGAGUUAGAAGACAUUAAAGAUACGGCUGCGAACUUAGCAAAUAAGCACAAAAAAGAAUUAGCUAAAAUUGAUCACUCUGGUGUUGAUUACUCAUCUUUUCGAAAAAAUUUUUAUGUCGAGGUACCAGAGUUGGUACGUAUGUCGCAACAAGAGGUAGAAAAAUAUCGUGCUGAUCUAGAAGGUAUACAAGUAAAAGGAAAAGGCUGCCCGAAGCCAAUUAAGACAUGGGCACAAUGCGGUGUAAGUAAAAAAGAAAUGGACAUUUUGCGAAAACUUGGAUUUGAGAAACCUACUCCAAUACAGUGUCAAGCAAUUCCAGCUAUUAUGUCUGGACGGGAUUUAAUAGGUAUUGCUAAAACUGGCAGUGGUAAAACGCUCGCAUUUAUUUUACCAAUGUUUAGGCAUAUAUUGGACCAACCGCGCUUGGAAGAUGGUGAUGGACCAAUCGCAAUUAUUAUGGCGCCAACCCGAGAAUUGUGCAUGCAAAUUGGCAAAGAUAUACGACGGUUUUCGAAAAGUUUAACACUGAGGCCAGUGUGCGUAUAUGGCGGCACGGGAAUAUCUGAACAAAUAGCUGAGUUAAAACGUGGUGCUGAAAUUAUAGUGUGUACUCCAGGUCGUAUGAUAGAUAUGUUGGCUGCUAAUUCAGGUCGUGUUACAAAUUUGCGGCGUGUUACAUACGUUGUUUUAGAUGAAGCAGAUCGUAUGUUCGAUAUGGGUUUUGAACCGCAAGUUAUGCGUAUAAUAGAUAAUGUGAGGCCCGAUAGACAAACUGUCAUGUUUAGUGCUACAUUUCCACGUCAAAUGGAAGCCUUAGCUCGACGCAUUUUAAAAAGACCAAUAGAAGUUAUUGUGGGCGGUCGUUCUGUUGUCUGCAAAGAUGUUGAGCAGCAUGUAGCCAUUCUUGAAGAUGAUGCUAAAUUCUUUAAAUUGUUGGAACUGCUAGGACAUUAUCAGGAAGAGGGCAGUAUAAUAGUCUUUGUUGAUAAACAAGAAAACGCAGAUAUAUUACUUAAAGAUCUAAUGAAAGCAUCAUAUCCCUGUAUGAGUUUACAUGGUGGUAUCGACCAGUUUGAUAGAGAUUCGACGAUUAUAGACUUUAAAUCGGGAAGAGUGCGUUUACUGAUAGCUACAUCGGUAGCUGCACGAGGGUUAGAUGUUAAAGACCUCAUAUUAGUGGUUAAUUAUGAUGUACCAAAUCAUUAUGAGGAUUACGUUCAUAGAUGUGGUCGGACUGGACGUGCUGGAAAUAAAGGUGUGGCAUGGACUUUCUUAACGAAUGAACAAGCCCGAUAUGCAGGUGAUAUAAUCCGCGCUCUAGAACUUUCAGAAACAGAAGUACCAGAAGAUUUGCAAAAAUUAUGGACAGAAUAUAAAGAAGCACAAGAAGCAGAAGGCAAGAAAGUUCAUACUGGCGGUGGCUUUAGUGGAAAAGGUUUUAAAUUCGAUGAACAAGAAGCAAAUGCGGCUAAAGAAAGCAAAAAGCUACAAAAAGCUGCUUUAGGUUUAGCUGAUUCUGAUGAUGAAGAAGAUAUUGAACAAGAUAUAGAUCAACAAAUAGAACAAUUAUUUGCAGCAAAGAGAACUGUAAAAGAUACUUCUAUACCGGUUGUAACAUUAGCUUCUACAACAGCAAACACUACAGCUACUGCCGCACCUAUAGUAACAAUGGCUGGCGGUUCAGACAAACUUGAACUUGCAAAACGUCUUGCUUCGAAAAUAAGUACAACUAAAAAUCUUGCACCGGAAACAAUACUAAAAGGCACUACUACAGCUCCGCCAAUAUUAACGGCACGAACUGUAGUUGAACAGUUAGCUGCUAAAUUAAAUAAUAAGUUAAACUAUCAACCUAAGGAUGAUGAGGAAGGUAUUGCAGGAUUAAUGCCGAAUCAAGCCAACUCAUUUACAAAAUAUGAAGAAGAAUUAGAAAUAAACGACUUUCCUCAGCAAGCACGCUGGAAAGUUACAUCUAAAGAAGCUUUGGCACAAAUUUCUGAAUAUUCUGAAGCAGGUUUAACAGUACGUGGUACUUAUGUGCCUACUGGUAAGAAUCCGCCAGAAGGAGAACGUAAACUAUAUCUAGCAAUUGAAAGUUGCAGUGAAUUGGCGGUGCAAAAAGCAAAACGUGAGAUCACACGACUAAUAAAAGAAGAAUUGCUAAAACUUAGUUCUGCACAUCACGUCUUUAACAAAAACAGAUAUAAGGUUCUCUAGUAGUAAACCUUACAAUUAUAUGAGGAAAUGUCGGAUUUAUCUCAUUUCACUUUGUAAGAUUAUUUAAGUUUUGCAUGUGCUUUUUCUACAUUAAAUUAUA
This is a messenger RNA of Teleopsis dalmanni, 3539 nucleotides long. RefSeq names its product probable ATP-dependent RNA helicase DDX46. The coding region runs from base 188 to 3439 and encodes 1083 amino acids. NCBI's taxonomy places the organism in Eukaryota, Metazoa, Arthropoda, Insecta, Diptera, Diopsidae. Gene Ontology annotation, molecular function: RNA helicase activity; ATP binding; RNA binding. The record is from RefSeq and is a predicted model, not a curated record. The transcript has 6 exons.